Limulus polyphemus (Atlantic horseshoe crab) is the source of this 4878-nucleotide messenger RNA. RefSeq names its product casein kinase I-like. The coding region runs from base 208 to 1554 and encodes 448 amino acids. Gene Ontology annotation, biological process: peptidyl-serine phosphorylation; endocytosis; signal transduction. Gene Ontology annotation, molecular function: ATP binding; protein serine/threonine kinase activity. NCBI's taxonomy places the organism in Eukaryota, Metazoa, Arthropoda, Merostomata, Xiphosura, Limulidae. The record is from RefSeq and is a predicted model, not a curated record. Gene Ontology annotation, cellular component: nucleus; plasma membrane; cytoplasm. The transcript has 11 exons.
UAGAGUAGGUUGCUUUUGUCGUCAUUUGUGGUUAUGUCAUGCUUAUCUUAGGCAUAACGUUAGUACAGGUAGUACAUGUAUAAUGCCAUUAAUAAAUAGUAACUCAUAAUAGUAAUUAGUACUAAUUUUGUGUUAGCCCUACAGCCUUAAUCAUAUCCAAAAUAUCUUACUUACCUUUCCUUUAUAACAAUUUAAUGUAACUUAUAAAUGGUUAAAGAAAACACUAUGCAGAAACGACAAGAAUUAAGGCAGAUUGCUAAAUCAAGUAGUGGAACAAGGGCAGUACAUAGUCAGUCAAGACCACCCACUUCUGGAAGUUCAGGAGUGUUGAUGGUUGGACCCAAUUUUAAAGUUGGGAGAAAAAUAGGAUGUGGUAAUUUUGGAGAACUAAGAUUAGGAAAAAAUCUGUACAACAAUGAGCAUGUUGCAAUAAAAUUGGAACCAAUGAAGUCCAAAGCUCCUCAACUUCACUUAGAAUAUAGAUUUUACAAGUUGUUAGGGAACAGUGAAGGAGUACCAAAUGUAUACUACUUUGGACCAUGCGGCAAAUACAAUGCAUUAGUCAUGGAGCUACAUGGACCCAGUUUAGAAGAUUUGUUUGAUCUCUGUGAUAGGAAGUUCACUUUGAAGACUGUGUUACUAAUUGCUGUCCAACUUCUACAUCGCUUAGAAUUUGUCCAUGCCAAGCACCUCAUCUACCGAGAUGUAAAGCCGGAGAACUUUCUGAUUGGAAGACACUCAACCAAAAAGCAGAACAUUAUACACAUCAUAGAUUUUGGUUUAGCAAAGGAAUAUAUAGAUCCAGAAACCAAUAAACAUAUACCUUACAAAGAGCACAAGAGCUUAACGGGAACAGCUAGAUAUAUGAGUGUCAAUACUCAUUUAGGCAGAGAGCAGAGCCGUCGGGAUGAUCUGGAAGCCUUAGGUCACAUGUUUAUGUAUUUUCUUCGAGGCAGUUUACCGUGGCAAGGGUUGAAGGCAGAAACACUGAAGGAGCGUUACCAAAAAAUUGGAGACACCAAGAGGACAACUCCUGUAGAAGUAUUAUGUGAUGGUUAUCCAGAGGAAAUGUCCACAUAUCUAAGAUAUGUGAGAAGGCUGGAUUUCUUUGAAACUCCAGAUUAUGACUAUCUAAGAAAAUUAUUCCAGGAUCUUUUUGAUAAAAAUGGAUAUCUGGAUACAGAUUUUGAUUGGUGUGGAAAACAAUUAACAACUCCAGUGGGUUCCAUAAAUACUGCUCAAGAACCUAUAGUUUCACCCAACAGAGAGAGACAUAUCACUUCUAAUGCAAAAGGAUUACAUCAGAGGACUGUAUGGAACGAACAUAGAAGACAGACUGGUAGAAACUUUCUAACUGGACAUUUAACCCUUGCUGACCGGCAGGGGUCAGUACAGGUUGUAAGUUCCACUAAUGGAGAACUAGGUAAUGAUGACCCAACUAUUGGAUACUCUAAUACACCUAUUACGGGACCUGUAGAAGUGGAAGUUGUUUCUGAAGCAAAGUGUUGCUGCUUUUUCAAGAAGAAGAGAAAAAAGCCUGUUAGACAAAAAUGAUAUUGAGUGACGUGAAAGAUUGUUAGUUGUGUGUCAUACUUCAGACUUUGUUCACAAAGCCUUUAAAGUUUGUUUUUGAAUAAUUUUAACGCAUUUCAUCCUCCUCAGGUUAUGUUUGUAGAAUGGUAUUGUGUUCCUUCAAGUGGUAUUACAGUUUUCCUGUAUUUCCUAACCUGUUGCUAUAUCAAUGUUGUGAGUUCAAUUUCAAGAAACAUACCAAGUUUUCAUACAAAAAUUCCAUUUAGACACCACAAUUAUUAGUUUUAUGUCACAAACUUAUGGUUAUGAUCUUCAUAUUUUUCUAGUUAUAUUGAACCUGAGUUUUAUGAAACAGAUUGGGAAUCCCAGUCAAAUUUGAUCUCCCAAGCUGUUGUAUGUCACGUGCUUACUUUAACUCUGAAACAGACAAAAUAAUGUUUUUCGAUAUCAUUGUCAUGUUGUAACAAUAUGCUAUAAGCAGUGUAUUUGAGACAAAUCAAAAUUUCACAUAGUAGGUUGCCAAUAUAUUAUUUUGUUUUAUCUUCACAGUCAUAUUUCUAUUUAAUGGUUUUUCUCUUUUAUUGUUGUCAUUUACUAAAAAGUUGUUACACCUUCUUUUAAAUUCAUGUCUUUUUGAAGAUCUUUCAUAUAGAUGUUGUACCAUUCUUAUAGCUAAAGUGAAGACUCUGCAUUAAUCAGUUUUCCACUUACAUCUCACUUCAUAUUUCUUAAAACCUUUUUAUUAAUAUGGAAGGGGGAGGGGGGACUGUUAGGAAUAUCCUUUCAGAAUCAAUUUUUUUUCACUAAACAUCUUGUAAUCAGUCAUGGAGUAAUUAAACAUCUUUUUCCAACUGUUCUAUUCCCCAAUUUAUUGACAUGAAAUUUGAUAAGUAUUGCCACCUAUAAGUGGACACCAAAUAGCAAGCUAAAAAAAAGUAAUAUUUGCUUUACCCUGUCUGAAGUGUCUGUUCAUGUCACGGACACGUGUUUUCUUUCAAAAUUAGACAGAUGUAGACUUGCCCUUCUAUGAUAAUAAUGAGAACUAAAAUUAUUUGUUUCAAGUAUCAUCUGGUCUGUUCAUAUGCCUUCUUUUUUUUAUAAUUAAAUGUUUUAUUAGUCUGCUUGGUAUUCAUGGAACUGUAAAGUGAAGGAAUUAUAACAGUUUAUAUCCACUGUUUAUGUGUUAUAUAAAGUGAUUGAAAUCUAAUUUCUUAUGUUAAUAGAAACUUGUUGAAAGAUACCACAGUUUUUUAUUCUCUUUCCUUCCAUAGACAUGUUUUAAUGUAGCAAUAAGAUUAUAACUUGUAAAAAAAAAUGCUCUUGUAAAUAUGUACAUGUGUAUGAUAUUUAGGAGGUAAGCUUUUCAAUUUUUCACAGGCUUAUGUUAGUGGGUUUGAGGAUACUUAAUAAAGGUUGUAAAAUAUUAUGAUAUUUAGGCAUUCUUUUUCUGAUUAGCCAAAAAGAUAUUGUAAAAUGGGAUGGAAAGAUAAUUGUAUAUAUAUAUAUAUAUAUAUAUUGCAUCGUGCACUAAGGUAUCUGAUGCCAACAUAGACUUGAAACUUUACUAGGUAAUGUGUCUAAAUAUUUGUUCUUAAUACUACUGUGCGUGUAAAAAAAACAACAACAAAAAAAAAUGUAAAAAUAAAAGUGUAGCUUAUGUACUUAAAAGAACAACUUUUUAAGUCAUUGCUUUUUAAAUAAACUGUUAUCAAAAUGUUUACAUUUUCCUUUCACUGUUUUUAAACUUGUAUAAGUGCAUAAUAGUAUCCAGUAGUGAGUGUGAUAUGUGGAGAUAUUUGUCACAUAUUUUUUGAUAUUCAGCAUAGAUUUAUGUGAUAAUUUGGUGAUGUUGCACAUUUCCGAAGCGAUGAUUUUAUUCUACUAGUCUGCCCAAUGUAUAAGUGAAGGUCUGAUUUUGACUUAAUUGCAAGUAAAUGUAAUUUCUAAGGUUUUCAUUAUUCAGCCUGUUUUUGUAUAUAGAUAGAUUGUUUUUUUUUAUCAAGUGCUGAAUUACAACACAAAGAUUUUGCUUGUCAGUUUAGUUUUAAAUCAAUCUGUUGUAAAAUUUGUGGCUUAAAGUAAAUUUUACAAACAGGUUCUAUAUUUGGUCUAGUGAUGUAGAGGAAGGAGGAAUAAGUGUUUACUUGUAAGUACAGUUUUUAAUUGGAAACACUUUAGUAAUCUGUAGCUAUGUGCGAAGUAAGAACUAUUAAAAAGUUCCAUAUGAAUUUAUUGAUCAGAUAUAUGCAGGACUUGAUUUAAAUGAUGUUCUGUAUUUUGAAAUAUUUUUACAAUAACAGUAAGUUUAAGUUUAGGGACUCUGAUAGUUGGUUUUAAAUUGUAGUUUUGAAAUACACGUGUCCUUAAAACCAGAGGGUGAGAUUUAAGAAUAUUAAGAGUAACCAAGAAUUAAAGUUGUGAACAUCAGACUUUAGGUAGCAAUCUAUAAUGAGACAGAAGAAUGAGUUGAAAUCAAGAGAGAAUUUGAAGUCAUUAUUCAUUUAAAAAAAUUUAUAAUUAACUAUGCAGGGAUGUGUAUGAAGGAAAACCACCCAGAUUAACUUUAACGUGCAACUGAAAUGAUUAAUAAACUUAUCAAAAAAGGUUUUUUUUUUGUUGUUGUUGAGGAUGUCCUAGUGAAUCAAGGUAUGUUUUAUUAUCUUAAGUAUUUACCUUUAAGUAUACAAGCCACAUAUAAACACCAUUCAUGGGACUUCUGAUAUAUACAGUUUUUUUAAUAUAAAUGUCCGAGGGCUAAAUUUUGAUAAUUUCAAAAAAAAAAAAAAUCGCAAGCUUUAGUGGUCAACUGUUUUUAGUGAACAUUUUCUGACAUUUCCAAACACCUUCGUUAAAAUUUUCUGUUUACUUUUUGUUACUUUCAUUUGUUGAGAUAAAUUAUUCUGUAAGUAUUUUGAAAUAUACAUCUAGGUUUUUACAUUAAUAACCUUCGUUGGGAUAACAAAAUAUGGUCGGUUUAUUUUAUAAAGCUUGUCAUGCACGUGUGUGUGUGUGUGUGUGUUUUAUAUUACAAUAUGAUGUUUAUGUACAAUAGUUAAGACUGAUCCAAAAGUAAAGAACCCUGAUCUCAAACUUUAGGUAUUGUUCAUAUGAAUAAACCUGUUAAAAGAAACGUUGAAAAAAUUCAUUCAGCUAUCCUCCAAAUAAAUAAAUAAAUGAAAUUACUUUUCGGAUAGUUAACUACAUCAUUAGUGAGUAUGGUUUGUUAGUACUGAUUGAUGGCAUUAAGUAAUGAAAAUAAAAAUGAUUAGAUUUAAGUUUGUCCUGGUUACAAAUAUAAUACAUUUUGUAUUAUUUACUUCUUGAAAUAAAUCUUUAGUUUCUUGA